UUACAUUGUUUGGUUUCUAUGAUAGUUAUUCAAAUAUUGAAAUAAGUUAUAUUACUUUUUCGAUGAAAUGUCACUUUUACCCUUUGUUUUUAAUAUUAAAAAAGCAACACACAUAAAAAAAAUAGGGACAUAGUUGGAACAAAACAAAACCCAAACAAUCUCAACCAAAACUUGAGAUUUAACUAUCACUCAUUUUGAGUGAUAGUUUGUGUCAAAUCAAGCAAACAAUGCAUGUAUUCUUUGUGCAAAAAAUUCAAAAAAACGAUACAUUGUGUACAAUACAUGUAUCAUUUGGAUUGAGUAUUUGACAAACUUGUUGUUUGGGGCCAAUUACCACACAAAUACCACAUAAUUAAAACCUGUUAUUUGGUAUGUGAUAUUUGGUCUCAAACUUGUUAAUUGGCAAAUACCUGCCCCUCCCAAGUAUUUGACAAACAACACUUUUUAUGUUAUUUGGUCUCAAAUCUGUUAUUUGGUAAAACACUACAUUCAAAUAACGCAUCCCACUUUUUGCGAACCAAACAUGUUAUUUGGGUCAUAUAACAGAUUUUUGUGUUAUUUGACCCCAAAUACUCAAUCCAAACGACACCUAAUUGAUUUUCACCCAUUGAAAUCCGAGCACAUUUAAGGAACAUAAAUUGUUUAACAAAACUAAACGGCUAAUACUAAUAGGUCAUUUGUUUGUUAUAAAGUUCACAUUCAUUCAGGUGUGAGGUGACACUUUGGCUAAUUCACCUGUGUGGUGGGGACUUUGGUUGGGAGUUCCGGAAACAGAGAGCCCAACUGUCAAGCAUUUUCAGCAUUACAUUACUGUUGUCGUGCAUCCAUCAACACUGCAAAAGCUACAAAACUUUACUAAUUUCCUUUAACAAUAUUCCUCCCUCGACACCAUAGACGCUCUCUCCCUCUCAUUCUCUCUGCAAAAUCAAUCAAUCUCAAUCGGGUAUUUUGGUCUAGGGUUUCACUCCCACCCUCUUCACUUCCCCACACAGCUCGCUCAAUUCUCUUCUCCCCCCUGCUUCAUCUGGGUUCUGAAGCUUUUGUCUUCAAGCCAGCUUGCUCUCGCUCACCGACUCAGUCAAGACGCUUGAUUAACCCAAUUCCCAUUAUUGCUCCCUUUUUCCUCUCGCGUAUCCCAUCUACUUUUCCACCAAACUUUUUACUCUCCCCUGGUUUGUGGGUUUCCUUUUUGUGUGUGCUUUCCGAUUUGAGAUUGCUCUGUCAGUUCUGGUGUGAGUUUGAUGGAAAUUAUUGGGUAGGAUAAAGGAAGGAAGGAAGGAAGGAAGGAACAAGAAAAAUCAUGAAGAUUUGCUCAAGUACAACUCCUGGUUGAUCCGACAACGUGUUAAUCCAGCUGCCAAGCUCGUUUCCUAGCUUCCUUCCUUGUUCCAGCACAAGUUUCCUCAGAUUGGAAGCUCCAAAGUUGGUUACUUUCUUUCCGAUCAGCUCCUGGAUUGGGGAAGUUUUUGAGGGGUUUUUUGAGCUGUAGAUUUGGGGACCGGAAUGGCGGAAUCCGGUAAAGGCGCUUCCAAUGAUAAGAUUCAGAAUCUGAUAGCUGCGAGGAAGUCACUGAAGCUGAGCUUGGAGAAGUCCAAAUCGCUGGGGCUUGCCCUAGGUAAAGCUGGGCCUAGACUGGACGAGAUUAAUCAACGGCUGCCUUCUCUGGAAGCUUCGGUGCGCCCCAUUCGUGCAGACAAAGACGCCCUUGUUGCAGUUGGAGGUCACAUUAACCGUGCUGUGGGUCCUGCUGCUGCGGUGCUCAAGGUGUUUGAUGCGGUUCACGGGCUUGAAAAAUCGCUGCUUUCGGAUCCUCGGAAUGAUCUCCCUGGUUAUUUGUCUGUGCUCAAGCGCCUGGAGGAGGCAUUGAAGUUUCUCGGGGAGAAUUGUGGAUUGGCAAUUCAGUGGUUGGAGGAUAUAGUGGAGUAUUUGGAGGAUAAUUCGGUUGCGGAUGAGAAGUACCUGUCGAAUUUGAAGAAGUGUCUAAGGGAACUGCAGAACGAUGAUGAAAGGUCCCGUCUUGAUGGCGGGCUGCUGGAUGCUGCAUUGGAUAAGUUGGAAGGAGAGUUCAGGCGGCUGUUGGCGGAACACAGUGUGCCACUAGAAAUGUCAUCUUCAUCUGCUGACGAACAGGCGGCGGCCAUUGCACCCUCACAAUUGCCUGUGGCGGUAAUUCAGAAGUUGCAGGCCAUUCUUGGCAGGCUUAUUGCAAAUAACAGACUUGAGAAAUGCAUUUCGAUAUAUGUUGAUGUCCGUAGUUCAAAUGUUAGGUCUAGCUUGCAGGCGCUCAAUUUGGACUACCUUGAAAUUUCGAUCGCUGAGUUCAAUGAUGUACAGAGCAUUGAGGGUUAUAUUGCCCAGUGGGGCAAGCAUUUAGAGUUUGCUGUCAAGCAUUUGUUUGAAGCAGAGUACAAGCUUUGUAAUGAUGUCUUCGAGAGGAUAGGAUUGGAUGUGUGGAUGGGUUGCUUUGCUAAAAUAGCUGCUCAGGCUGGCAUUCUAGCAUUUCUACAAUUUGGGAAGACUGUUACAGAGAGUAAAAAUGAUCCUAUCAAGCUUCUUAAGUUACUGGACAUAUUUGCAUCUCUUAACAAAUUAAGAUUGGAUUUCAAUCGGCUCUUUGGUGGGGCAGCUUGUGCUGAGAUCCAAAAUCUAACGAGGGAUCUCAUAAAGAGCGUUAUUGAUGGAGCGGCUGAGAUUUUCUGGGAGCUUCUGGUUCAGGUGGAAUUACAAAGGAAGAUUCCACCUCCAGCUGAUGGAGGUGUUCCCAGACCAGUGACCUUUGUGACCGAGUACUGUAACAAGCUUCUUGGGGAUGACUACAAGCCUAUACUGACGCAUGUUCUGCAUAUUCACCGAAGUUGGAAGCACGAGAAGUUCCAGGAUAAGCUUCUUGUUAAGGAAAUGUUGAGCAUAAUUAAGGCCAUCGAGCUCAAUUUGGAAACGUGGAUGAAAUCUUAUGAAGACAAUACCCUAUCCAAUUUUUUCGCCAUGAAUAACCAUUACCACUUGUACAAGCAUUUGAAGGGGACAAAACUAGGGGAAAUACUGGGAGAUUCUUGGUUGAGAGAACACGAACAGUACAAGGACUACUAUGCUGCAAUCUUCUUGAGAGACAGUUGGGGUAAGCUUCCUAGUCAUUUGAGCCGGGAAGGUUUGAUUCUCUUCUCAGGUGGGCGUGCCACUGCCCGGGACCUUGUCAAGAAAAGGCUAAAGACUUUCAAUGAAGCUUUUGAUGAGAUGUAUAACAAGCAGUCGAACUGGGUUGUGCCAGACAGAGACCUGAGAGAGAAGACAAGCCAGCUGAUUGUGCAGUCUGUUGUGCCUGUUUACAGAAGCUAUAUGCAGAACUAUGGGCCUUUAGUUGAGCAGGAAGGAAAUUCCUCCAGUAAGUAUGCAAAAUACUCGGUCCAGUCUUUGGAGCAAAUGCUUAGCUCAUUGUUUCUGCCUAAACCUGGGAGGUAUGGAAGCUUUAAAGUUAAUAGGAGGGUCAGCGACAAAUUCGAUAAUGGCGUACCGGCUCUGCAUCGUGCUGCCUCUGCAAUUGUGUGAUUGUCGUGUGGUCACUUGUGUUGGUUUGUUUGGUUGUCCUCUCAAAUUCCAGAUGAUCAACCCCUUUCUCUGUACAUAAGGGAUGGAGGUCCUUACAGGCGUGAAAUGAUGUCAUAUAGUCCUCUCUCACGUUGUGGCUCCUCUGAAUGCUGCUGCCCAAGUUUUCCCCCAUCAGCUGAAGUUCCAUAAGACACAUGGCAACCGAGAGAGUGCGCGUCUCCAAUGCCUGGCUCAUUCUGGAAAGCUUUGUUGAUCUGAGCAGCUCCAGGCAUAUGGAAUAUGUUCCUAAAUACUGGAACAGUAGAUAAUACUUUUGAGGUAUAGCUUUAUCUCAUUUUAUUACCCCAUUUAUUCAAUAUUUGCCAUAAUAUGGCUCUCUGCACCUGCAACCGUUUAGAUUGUCUAGCAGGGAUUAACUUAAAUUGUCACCUUGAGCAGUAGUCAUUAUACUGAGGUACGGUACCCUUUAAUGGGGGGUUUUACCUUUUAGUGAUGUAAUGGAUGCUAGAGGCCUUGUUCAGCCAUGAAUUUACUACUGAAAGCACUUUUCACAAUAAGAUAGUCUCUCCAUUUCUCUUUGUCGCAGUAGCUUCCCAUUUGCUUUAUAUUCUCGUAUUCAGAUUCUAAAUGGAUCCUUUGCUGUAAAGACAGCAUGCAUCCAUAUGCUUUUGAGAACGUUAUUUGCUUUAUCUCAUCUCUCUGGCCCGUUGUGGAUCUCUGAAUCUUCCAAAGCAACCGUUCCUACUCCAUCUUGGUCUGUUUGGGAACUCAUUAGCAUAAUUUUGGUUUACCUGCUCGUCCUGAUCUAUCCCGUUCAGGUAUUACCUGACCAGGAGCGACAAUCUUGCAUAUGAUUGCUAGUGCAUGCAAGAGAAGAGAUUCCAAUGCGGGGCUUCCAGUCUGAGGUUUUUCAGGCUGCUGAUUUGGAUCUCUUAACGACAGAUCGGUUUCCCUCUUCGCCCAGGGCAUACUCGUACGUUGUCAACAUCAUCAUCAGAUGGUGGGAGAUCAAUGCCGUUGAUACGAGUUUGAGCUUUUAGCUCCAUUCUUGAGCUUGCUAAAAACGUAGCCAUGCUCGCUAUCGUGGCAAUUACCGGGAGUUCAUCAUUCUUCCAAGCUGUUGCAGACUUGCAGCAGCUGCCUUUCCAUUCCCCCGUAUAGCCUGUGAGGAGAUUGAGGGUAAGGAGGCUUGCCAAUCUGGUGAUUCCGGGAGGGAUUUCGCCGGAGAAGCUGUUGCUGUGAAGCCAUUGUUGCCAGAGAGAAGUGGCAUCAUUGAUGGAUGAGGUACAUGAGGAAGUUGAGCUGUGGAGGAGUCGAGAACUGAGAUCGAGCUACUGCUAGGUGACUCUUUGGUUGCUGACAUCAUACGGUUUCCCAUUUUGCAGAAAUGGAGUGAAGAAGUAAGAGUUGUUGCUGUUCAUCGUUCAUCUGCUUACUGCUACUGCAUUCGCCUCCAGCCAGGGAUCCAAAUGAAACGUCAAAUGAGCUCAUAAGAAGCAGAAAAUAUAGGCUCCAAUUUUCAUCUAAAGAUGGGCUGAGAGAAUCCAUCUAGGGCCAUACGUUUUAAGGCCCAACUUUUUAAUCUCUUUUACAUUCUAAGCCUGUUUAUUUAUUUAUUAUUAAAUGUGUACCAAAAAAUAUUUAUUAAAUAAGAAAAUUACAAUAGCUUCAGAGAAAAAUAAAUAUUAACCAGGAAGAAGAGGGAAAAAAAGGUAAUGUCUAUUUUUUAUUCAAAUCUUUUUCAUAUUUUUUUAUAUUGUUCAAACCUAUUAAAAUGUUAUUAAUUAGUCAAAUCUUUCGUAAUUCGUCAAAAUAUUAGUCAUUUUUAUGUUAUCGUUAAUAAUUUUGUAACUCAUUUUCUUAGUCAAAAUGCUAAAAUUUUGGAAUUUCGGCCUUCAUGUGUCUCUUCCAAGUUAGUAUCAUGUUGCCAAGUCAAUAUUACUAACAAAAUUGCUAAUUGGAAGUUAGCAUUUGGCUAAUUCUUAGUAUUUCGAUAGGUUUUGAUAAUAUAAAAAAAAUCUGAAAAAGAUUUGGAUAAAAAAUACCCAAAAAAAAUUAAACCUUAACAAAGUCAUAACUCCUAAUCCUUCUCUUCAAAACUCAUAAUCGACCAAUCUAAUCUAAUCAUAAGUCGUAACCCCAUCUCCACCUCCUUUAAUUUUCGUUAAUUAAUUAACUAAUUCUGACCAUGGUCCUUGAAACCGUACCGUAUUGACAGUUCAACCACGACCAGUACUAAAGGUUAAACCGGUAAAUAAUAUUUAACGGUCUAUCGAUUGAACUACGAUUAAACCACAAUUUUAUCA
Linum trigynum is the source of this 5852-nucleotide messenger RNA. The record is from the annotation of a GenBank genome assembly. Lineage: Eukaryota; Viridiplantae; Streptophyta; Magnoliopsida; Malpighiales; Linaceae.